UCUCCGGGCCGCCCCACUCUCCGUCCGGACUCACCCACCCCUCCAUGCCUCUCCCCUUCUUGGCCCAGUCCCCACGAGAACCAGCCCAUGCCUCUCUCCACCCGCUCUGAGCCCCGGCCGGCAGGAUGUCCCAGCUCUCCUCCACCCUGAAGCGCUACACGGACGUACCCCGCUACUCGGACAGCCCCUACGUCAAGUCCAGCUAUGGCGCCUACACGCCCUCCUCCUACGGAGCCAACCUGGCCGCCUCCUACCUGGAAAAGGAGAAGCUGGGCUUCAAGCCCGGCCCACCCGGCGGCUUCCCGACCGCCCGGCCUCGCACCUACGGGCCCUCCUCGAUGCCGGACCGCGAGCGAGGCCGCCCAGGCCCGCGCCCCGAGAUGGCGGCCCGGAGGGAGACCCAGACCCGCUUCGGCGAGCGGCCCGCUGGCGGUGGCCUGGGCGGGAGCGCCGGCCUCCCCUACGGCGUGGCCGGGGGCUCCCUCGGCUACCUGCCCGCUGGCCCGCCCGGCCUGGUGCCCCUGACCCGCAAGACGUCCAACAGCCACUCGGAUCUGGCCCGGGACUUCUCCGGCCUCCGCGCCUCGGAUGGCUACCGGCCGGACCCCGGGGCCGGCCGCAAUCCUCUGCUGGCCCGGACCCGCAAGGAGCUGUGCGCCUUGCAGGGACUCUACCAGGCGGCCAGCCGCUCCGAGUACCUGGCGGAUUACCUGGAGAGCUACGGGCGCCAAGGGGGCAUCACCUCCGCCCCGGCCUCGGCCCCCCGGGCCCCCGAGAUCCUCAGCCCCACCCUGCGCCCCGGAGGACGCUUCGUCUUGUGGGAUCGCAGCAGGAGCUCGUCCGACUCCCAUGGGCGCGAUCACGUGAAUUCCAAGAGCAUCCAGGGUCUGGUCGGCCUGCGCAACUUGGGGAACACGUGCUUCAUGAACUCCAUCCUGCAGUGCCUGAGCAAUACCCGGGAGCUGCGGGAUUAUUGCCUCCAGAGGAUCUACCUCCGAGACCUCAACAGCGGCAGCCACAUGCACACGGCCCUGAUGGAGGAGUUUGCCAGGCUGAUCCAGGCACUGUGGACUUCCGCAGCCAACGACGUGGUGAGCCCGUCCGAGUUCAAGACCCAGAUCCAGAGAUACGCCCCGCGCUUCGUCGGCUACAACCAGCAAGAUGCCCAGGAAUUCCUGCGAUUUCUCCUCGACGGGCUCCACAGUGAAGUGAACCGGAUCGUGGUGCGGCCCAGAUCCCACGCGGAGAACCUCGAUCACCUUCCGGAUGAGGAGAAGGGAAGGCAAAUGUGGAGGAAAUACCUGGAACGGGAAGACAGUCGGAUUGGGGACCUGUUUGUCGGGCAACUGAAGAGCUCCCUGACCUGCACCGAGUGCGGUUACUGCUCCACGGUCUUUGACCCCUUCUGGGAUCUCUCCCUCCCCAUCGCCAAGCGGGGCUACCCUGAGGUUACUCUGGUGGACUGUUUGAGGCUCUUCACCAAAGAGGACGUUCUUGAUGGAGAUGAGAAGCCGACGUGCUGUCGCUGCCGAGCUAGGAAAAGAUGUAUCAAGAAGUUCUCCAUCCAGAAAUUCCCCAAGAUCCUGGUGCUCCACCUGAAGCGGUUCUCGGAAUCCAGGAUACGGACCAGCAAGCUCACCACCUUCGUGAACUUCCCACUCAAGGAUCUGGACUUGAGGGAGUUUGCCUCAGGGAGCAGCAAUCACGCCAUUUACAACCUGUACGCGGUGUCCAAUCACUCCGGGACGACCAUGGGGGGCCACUACACUGCAUACUGCCGGAGCCCGGUGACCGGCGAGUGGCACUCGUUCAACGACUCCAGCGUGAUGCCCAUGUCAGCCAGCCACGUCCGCAGCAGCGAUGCCUACCUGCUCUUCUAUGAACUGGCCAGUCCUCCCUCCCGCAUGUAGCGGUCGGCCCUCCGCGCUCCCUCCUCCCCCACCACGCCCCCCCGAGUGUUUUUAAAAAGGAAAAAAAAAAAAAAAAGCAAAUUGACAAAUGAGAGAGAGAGAGAGAGAGUAAUAAACUAUAUAAACUGCCAAGCAGGAGUUUCUCCAGCCUGGUCAGGAGCCCGGUUCGCUCCAGCCCGGUCUGGGCCCUGGCCCAGGGACACGGGAGGUCCCGGAGACCGGAUGCAGAGCAGGCCUCGCCGCUUCUCAUCUUCUCAUCGUUUAAGGUUGCUUUUUUUUUUUUUUUUUUCCGCCCUCGUGUGAAAUAAGUGAUGACGGGAACCCGGAGAGAAGGCCCGGGCCUAGUCGUGGUCCCCGCUAGCUACUGUCUGGCUCCAGCCUAACGGCGGGAGCCACAGCCUGCCUCUUGAGCAUCCCCGGGAGACUGACCAGAGGCAGCGGCACCCCCCUGGAAACCAGCCGCGUGGAGGGGGGAGACCCGGACCCCCAGCUCUUCAACCUGGACCGGGCUCGGCUGGCCUCACCCUCAUCAUCCUCCAGCAGCGUGAACAGAGCAGCCCAGACCGGAGUCGCCCCACCGCUGCUCACCGCGGCGGGACAGGCGGCGGAAGACCCUCAAAACCAGCCGCUCUCAUUUGAGGCCCCGCUGUUUUAUUUGAAGUCCCCGAACAACGCCGCGCAAGUGGAGCGGCAUCAGCCUGGAUCUCCUUCCCAGCAAGGCCGUCACGGCGGUCUGACUUUUUAGAAGCGGUCAAGCACAACGUUUUCUUCUGCCAGCCCCCAGAGACCGUUCGGGGUGGCUCCUGACAAGGCCGACCAGUGCGGGGUGGGGGUGGUUUUAAAAGCUUUUUGGAUGGAUUCCAGCGGCCUCCAAGAAUUGUGCCUUACAGCGUUUAGGGACCGGAAGGUGAACGCUCCACUCCCCCAACCAUUCCCUUUGGCCUCCCACGGUGCCGUGCUCGGGCGCAGCUGUGAGGCGGGAGAAGCGCUGCCUCUUUUUGGCGGGGCAGCGGGUCUGGCCCUCUCUGCCCUGUCCCUGCCCCUCCCUUCCCGUCCCUUCAGGCCUCUUCAUUAGUUCCCGAACAUCCAGGCAGCGCAACCCCACCCUCCGUCCUCUCCCUCCGUUCCCUUUAAUUUAUGCCCUUCCUUCUCCCCUCCCUUCCUCAGAACCUCUCAGACACAGGCGCAACAAUGGACUUUGCCAGGAACUACCCGCCCCAGAGGUCCUGUCAGCGUGAUCCCCCAGUCCCACCCUGGCAACCCCGGCCGCCUCCGUGCGGGUCCCGCCCUACCCUUGGGUGGCCCACCCCCCGAAUGAAACAUGCCUAAGGCAAGAGGGGGCCCAGGGAGAGCUGUGGACCUCUCCCACACCAGCAGAAAUGGGGGUGCUCCUUUGGUCCUGGCGUUUCUCCCCUGCCCCAGAGCGUUAUCGGGGGGCAGGCACCCUCUCCCCCUAGGCAGAGCCAGCCCAUUCCCCUUCCCCGAGGGAGACCUGUAAACCUGAGCCGUGGGGCUGUUGUGCAUUUGUUUACUGUGUAAGCAAGAAGGGGAAGGGAAUGUCAUUCAUGUACAGUAGAGCAUUGUACAGAAUAAAUGGAGAAAAAAGGAGCCCGGCCGAGGUGUGAUUGAGGCGGGGUGGGCCAUCCGCACCCUGACGACCCACUGUCCAAAGAGCAGGUGUGGUUGGGAGAGGGGCCGUUGACAGACGCGGACGGGAACGGCCCACAGGAUCAUCAUCAAUCGUAUUUAUGGAGCGCUUACU
Tachyglossus aculeatus (Australian echidna) is the source of this 3672-nucleotide messenger RNA. It is a transcript of the gene USP2, whose product is annotated as ubiquitin specific peptidase 2. Gene Ontology annotation, biological process: protein deubiquitination. The transcript is spliced from 13 exons. The record is from RefSeq and is a predicted model, not a curated record. The coding region runs from base 126 to 1910 and encodes 594 amino acids. Gene Ontology annotation, cellular component: cytoplasm. NCBI's taxonomy places the organism in Eukaryota, Metazoa, Chordata, Mammalia, Monotremata, Tachyglossidae. Gene Ontology annotation, molecular function: cysteine-type deubiquitinase activity.